CUAGGGUCAGUGGUUUCUCUGUAUGCUGUGCCCUGUGGUAGCUGCAAAGUCAGCUAACUUUAGGGUGUGUGACGUACAUGUACAUGAACCUGCUGCGUCACUCUAGGAGGAAGUAAACGCUUCAUUUCCAGCGCCAUUUUGGGAGGGACAAGCUCUGGUGUUACAUGCUGCAAAACUUUUUUCAAAAUUCAGCAAGAAAACUUGACUUCAUUUUGUGUUCAUUCAAUUUGGACAGUACUUCAGACAUAUGUACUAAGGACAGUUGAGAUAAAAUGGCUUCAUCAAACCCACCAAAGGUUUCAGUUAUUGGGAAAAUUGUCCAGAACCAUCUGGAGUGUGGUAUUUGUUUUGAUCCAUACAAGGACCCUAAAAUACUUGACUGUCUACACAGCUUCUGUAAAAUCUGUUUGCAGAAAUACCAGUCUACCAACUACAAAGAUGCUACGAUGCUUAUUUGUCCUGUGUGUCGAAAAAAGACACAACUUCAUCAGAAAGAUGUUCAAGCUCUCAAGACUAACUUCAACAUAACUGGUCUUGCAGAUCAACUGGCGCAGGUCAGCUUAUCUGAAGACAACCAGUGGGUUUGUAAACUAUGUAAGGACAAAAAUGAGGCAACUCAUUUCUGUUUUGACUGCCCUGCGAUCUUUUGUGCAAACUGCUACAAAGUGCACCAGAAAAGCCACACAGUAAACACUUUGAAAGACAUUAGUGAUGGGAAGAUUGCAAGCAAAGAAAGAAAACCAAAACGCCAUCCAGAAUGCCAAACUCAUGAAGGUGAAGUGAUGAGGUUCUACUGUACAACUUGUGAUGUGAUGAUUUGUAGAGAUUGCACUGUAAUAGAUCACCGUAAUCCACAACAUGAGUAUAUUGACUGCAACCAAGCCUCAUCCACAUACAAACAAUCCUUGGCUCAACUCUUUACUCCCAUUGAAGAAACCAUGAAGAAGCUUAAACAAUCUCAAGCAACUGCCUCAACAAUGAAAGACAACCUAAAUAUUGCAGCUAAGAGCACCAUGGCAGAGGUGAAGAACAGAGCUGAUGAGAUCAGGGCUGAGGUAACAGCUCAAGAGAGUCGCAUCAUGGAUGAAAUACAAACCACCCUUAAAGAUCGCAGCAGGAAAUUGGAGGAAUUUGAGCAAGCAGUGAGUGUUAACUUGCAGCAAAUACAGCAAGCAUUGCAGAGCGCCAAAGAUGUCAGCAAGAAUUCAUUAGCUCCUGACUUCCUUGCAGUCUAUUCUACUAUCAGUCAGGACUUGAAGGGACUCAGAGAUCAAAAUCAACCCAAGAUAGAUCCGACCCUUUCCUAUCUGAGAUUCACUCCAGAGGUUUGUGACAUCUCCCUGGGUAAUCUGAUUACGAAGGAGCCAAGGUGGGAGCUUUGUUUGGAUUCUGAUGUCGGAAUCAAUGGGGCUGUGGAUAUUGACGCCUCUAUUCCUGGGGAUGAGGUGGCAGUGGCAGACUACUGGAAUAGCAGAGUGGUAGUCUACGACACUACGGGACACCAGAAGAAAACUAUCGACCUACCACAACACUUUUAA
Asterias rubens (European starfish) is the source of this 1538-nucleotide messenger RNA. Its product is annotated as E3 ubiquitin-protein ligase TRIM33-like. The transcript has 3 exons. The coding region runs from base 273 to 1538 and encodes 421 amino acids. Gene Ontology annotation, cellular component: chromatin; nucleoplasm. Gene Ontology annotation, biological process: positive regulation of DNA-templated transcription. Gene Ontology annotation, molecular function: ubiquitin-protein transferase activity; zinc ion binding. Lineage: Eukaryota; Metazoa; Echinodermata; Asteroidea; Forcipulatida; Asteriidae. The record is from RefSeq and is a predicted model, not a curated record.